UCCGCCUGCUGCCCGCCGUGCGCAGCCUCUCCGUCGCGCCCUGCGUCCGGAUGUGGCCCCGACACGGCUCUCCAUUCGUCAUCACACCCGUUUCAGCCCGCCUGCCCCCGUGUCAGGCACGCUGAACCGCCGUCGACCGCACCCUUGCCGUGACUGCUCCCGCGAACCACCGCCGCACCUGCCUCCCGCCACCCCACCGCCGACCAGCCCAGCAUGUCGGCCUUCCACGCCGUCAACACCACCCUGACCGUGCGUGACCCGCUGCCGGCACGCUCUGGCGAAGAGACGAACCCCACCACCCCUCGGCCCGAUGCCCGCUUCCAGAAGGACCUGAGGACCGCCGACGACGCCAAAGCAGAGGACCCUUCGCUCAAAACCCCGACCCGCAACAGCUUCGUCGGCAUUGCCGGCCAGCGGCCCUUGCCCUCCGAGCCCUUCGAGCCCGCGCGCGAACUGAGCGAGACGCCCUCGACCAAGAGCAACCUGAGCAGAGGGCAGUCGCACGCCUCGGUCGACACAACAGAAGACGUGCACAUGGGCGACGAGGACGACGACAAAGACGGGUCGGACAACGAAAGCGUGACCAGCGAGAACGGCAGACCGUCCAAGAAGAAAAAGGGCCAGCGUUUCUUCUGCACCGAGUUCCCGCCAUGCAAUCUGAGCUUCACGCGAAGCGAGCAUCUGGCCAGGCAUAUCCGGAAACAUACCGGUGAACGGCCAUUCCAAUGUCACUGCUCGCGACGCUUCUCGCGACUCGACAACCUUCGACAACACGCUCAGACUGUCCACGUAAACGAGGAUAUUCCUGCCGAGUCCCUUGCUGCGACCGGCACAAGGUUUCAGAGACAGAUUCGGACGGACCGGGUCAGGCCUCCCGGCCCUCGCUCCCGAGCAAACACGCUUGGGAGUAUGGGCGGACACAGCAGAGGUCAUAGCAGGAACCUCUCCACUUCGAGUAUCACAUCGACUAUCUCGGCCAUGAGCGUGACACAAUCCCCAGAUGCUAGGCGCCGACCUCCCCCGCUUGCCAUGGCUAGCGAUGAUUCCGCGAGAGCUCGAUUAUCACUUCAAACCAUGGAAGCUUAUAAUCCGCCGCUGAUGGGUAGCCCGGGCCCUCAAAUCGUCGACUACGAUUCGCAAUCCAACGCCCCUACAACACCUACGUCCGCCACCUACUCUGGGAUCGCAGGCAGCCCUGCGCAGUUCGGUUCGGCAAUGCAAUCACCGGCAUCCACGUCCUCCAGGCCAGUCUCUUGGGCAGGCCCACCACCCGGACGUCGCUUGUCUAACAGCAAUCCCUUUUCAGGACCACCUGGUCAAGCGCCUCCACCGCACAUGUCUCCCCUUCCCUCGUCAGCCGCCUCCACUUUCUCUACUCAAAGCAGCGUAUACGCAAGUCCUGUCGUUUCGAAUUUCCCGGGCCAGAGAAGGGAAUCAAACGCAGAUGCAGACUGGAGAAGACGAACGUGGCAUCCGGGAACAUACACUGGACCUCGGCCAGCUACGAGUGGACUCGGCUACCAUCAGACACCCGAUGCGGACCGACCAUCAUACACAUCACAACCUGCUGCCUCUCAGACCAGGCUUCCCGGUAUCGAGAGUUUUGACUAUGCGCCUCCUCCACCAGCACUAUCACGCCCUCUGCAAGGCCCCCCGCACACAGACGCACUGCAGCGGCCCCUUACGUUCCAGGCACCGAUUGAGCCUCUGCCAGGCGUUGGCCACAGAAAACGCAUGAGUGUCUCCUGGGAGGAUACUAUGCAAAGGGGCAUCAAUCGCUUAGACAUUACUGGUUCAGCCUCCCCGCGUGAAUCCUGGUCGCAGUAUUCUCCCAACGCACAGCCAGCUGCACCGCGACCUAUGACUGCACCGCAUGGCUACUUCAAUCAUCACCAGCCGAUUCAUGUACCCCAGCCCCUGCAGAUCCACCCCGCUGAUUCAGCACGUAGCUCUCAGGAAGUGCCUGCCACACCUCGUAAGAACAAAAGGCAGGCCUGGUAUAAUGGUCCCGUCAGUCAACCUGUCACCCAGCCGGUGCGAGCUAUGCAGCGUACGUCUCCAGAGGACUCGAGCAGCAGUGAAGGUAUCCCUACUCCAGGCAACACUACCAUGAGCGAAUACCACCCUGCAAUUGUUCAUAGCAAUGGUUUCGUCGAGGCACACCCUCCAGGCGCUCACAUGGAGGACUACAAGCUUGCAGCUUCGAUCAUGGACAGACCACACCCGCUCCACAGCGGCCAUCAAUCUUACCACAGACACACCCUCUCUAACUCAAGCUCAAGCUCAAGCUAUCGACCCCAACGCGAGCCAGAGAGAGGGCCCCCGAUGUUUGGUCAACCUCUGCCUCCACAAGGUGUCAAUGACAUGAGAAGACUGGAUGCACUUGUAGCUGUCGCGACUGGUGAGCACCAAGCCGUUGAAAACCGAUCUUGAAGCAUUCUCCAGUCAACAUCUCCUCUCCAAUCAUCCAUCUCACAUACGAAGUUACGGCCACGGAACAACUAACGAACCUUUCUGAUCUAACGCUCCGAUAUACAUCUCCAACUUGGUUCAA
Molecule: messenger RNA, 2554 nt
Organism: Boeremia exigua
Lineage: Eukaryota; Fungi; Ascomycota; Dothideomycetes; Pleosporales; Didymellaceae
Exons: 2
Coding region: 214-2433 (739 amino acids)
Biological process (GO): regulation of transcription by RNA polymerase II
Molecular function (GO): DNA-binding transcription factor activity, RNA polymerase II-specific; RNA polymerase II cis-regulatory region sequence-specific DNA binding
Source: RefSeq, a predicted model, not a curated record